UUUUACGACAGUUCAGAUCAAAAGUCGGCCCAGGAUGCCGGUGUGUUUGCGGACUUCGGCGUGUGCUCGCGCUGCUUUGGACUUUCUUAGCAGGAAGAAGCGGCUCGUGCUCCGUCCUUCCAGUGCAGCCUUUCGUUCAAACUCGCCUUUAAGCCGCGGAAUACGCCCCUUCACCGCACCGGGAACAGGCCCCGGCGUUACUUCCAGAUUCGCCUCCGAAUUUGACGCUCCGGUGUAUAGAAGAAUCAGCAUGUCGUCCACCGCUAUGUCCCAGAGAAUGGUUUGGGUGGACCUGGAGAUGACAGGUCUUGACAUAGAGAAGGACCAGAUCAUUGAAAUGGCGUGCCUCAUCACAGACUCUGACCUGAACAUCUUGGCUGAGGGGCCCAACUUGAUAAUUAACCAGCCAGACGAGCUGCUGGAGGGGAUGUCAGAGUGGUGUAAGGAGCAUCAUGGAAAGUCAGGACUGACCCAGGCUGUACGGGACAGUAAAGUCACCCUGGAACAAGCAGAGUAUGAGUUCCUGUCCUUCGUCAGACAGCACACCCCGCCUGGACAGUGUCCCCUUGCUGGGAACUCUGUGCAUGCAGACAAGAGGUUCCUGGACAAGCACAUGCCACAGUUUAUGUACCAUCUUCAUUACAGAAUCAUUGAUGUCAGCACCAUCAAGGAGCUUUGCAGACGGUGGUUUCCAGAAGAAUACAAGAUGGUACCUCACAAGAAAGCCACCCACAGAGCCUUAGACGACAUACGGGAGAGCAUUAAAGAGCUGCAGUACUACAGAGCCGGUGUCUUCAAAUCAUCAACCGAGGAGAAGAAGCGCAAGAUUGUAGAAAACGGAGGCAGCAACAGAAGUUAGCACACGUGAAUGAGACGAUGCAGCCUUCAGCGUUGUGUUGUGCUGCAUUCCCUGAAGAAAGCAUUUUGAUCAUUGUGUGUGUGCGAGUGGUGACUUUCUUCAUUGAUUUUAGUUUCUGUUCAUGCUCAGCUGCCCAAUCAUUCUUUAUUUUCAGUGUUGUUCAGAAGUUAAACAUAGAGGCUUCAUCAAUGGGAGCAAGAUUCUAGUAACAUUUGAUUUAAACCCCCCCCUCCUCCAAGUUCAACAUAGUAGAGUAAUAUUUGAAUUGACCUUUGAUAGUUUGCAGUUUUGUAUUAUCUGGACGUCUUUAGUCUGGGUUUGACUAUAAUUUCACCUUAUUUCUACAAUGAAACCAAAUAAACUUAAGUGCUCCCUGAGAAAUAGUCCAGUCCACUCCUGACAACUUUAUUUACCAAAUAGCACACACUGAAUGGAACAGAGUUUAGUGCGUGUCGUAAGUUCAUGCGGGAAAAGUGAGUAUGUAAAGUGCGUAUGUUGUUGUUGGGCACUGCUGUCCCACAGUGCAAUGCUGUGUAAUUCAAUGCUGGAGUAGCUCACAGCUGGAAUAUUAAACAUUUCACACAGUGA
Messenger RNA from Toxotes jaculatrix (banded archerfish), 1447 nucleotides. It is a transcript of the gene rexo2, whose product is annotated as small fragment nuclease. Lineage: Eukaryota; Metazoa; Chordata; Actinopteri; Toxotidae. The coding region runs from base 35 to 859 and encodes 274 amino acids. The record is from RefSeq and is a predicted model, not a curated record. Gene Ontology annotation, cellular component: mitochondrion. Gene Ontology annotation, molecular function: 3'-5'-RNA exonuclease activity; nucleic acid binding. The transcript is spliced from 7 exons.